Molecule: messenger RNA, 1086 nt
Organism: Fulvia fulva
Lineage: Eukaryota; Fungi; Ascomycota; Dothideomycetes; Mycosphaerellales; Mycosphaerellaceae
Product: Ras-related GTP-binding protein A
Exons: 2
Coding region: 1-1086 (361 amino acids)
Biological process (GO): cellular response to starvation; cellular response to amino acid stimulus; regulation of autophagy
Cellular component (GO): nucleus; fungal-type vacuole membrane; Gtr1-Gtr2 GTPase complex
Molecular function (GO): GTP binding; GTPase activity
Source: RefSeq, a predicted model, not a curated record
AUGAGCUCCCUGGAACGUGGCAAGCGCCAGAGGCAGCGCAAGGUCCUGCUGAUGGGUAGGAGCGGUGCUGGCAAAUCGUCAAUGAGAAGCAUCAUCUUCAGCAACUACGUCGCCAAGGACGUCCGGAGACUCGGGGCCACGGUCGAUGUCGAACACAGUAACAUCAAGUUCAUGGGUAACCUCAUGUUGAAUCUCUGGGACUGUGGAGGUCAGGAUUCCUUCGUUGAAUCAUAUCUCACGAACCAGCGAUCCCAUGUCUUCACAUCUGUUGCCGUCCUCAUCUUCGUCUUCGACAUCUCGUCAAAAGAGACAGCAUUGGAUAUGCUCAGUUUUGCUUCAACCAUCCGAGCUUUACGAGAGUACAGUCCAAACAGCAAGAUCUUCGUCCUCGUUCACAAGAUGGAUCUUGUACCGCCUGAUCAGAAGAACGCCAUCUAUCAGCAACGCACCAAAGAUGUCCGAGCCGUCUGUGAAGAGGAAGGCUUCGCUGGCAAGCAAGUCGACCUCUGCCCGAGCUCCAUCUGGGACCAGAGUCUGUAUCGCGCCUGGACGCAGGUCAUCUACUUUCUAGUCCCAAAUGCGACAGUCAUCGAGGACAUGCUCCAGAAGCUGGCCGAUCUCCUCGAUGCCCGAGAGAUGAUAUUGUACGAGCGGACAACUUGCCUUGUUGUCACUCACAUUACACGCUCAGGCGAGGCAGCAAACCCCUACAAAGAUCGCUUCGAGCGUAUCAGCAGUAUUCUAAAGACCCACAAACACUCCAUGUCAAGGCACACCGGGAUGAUGCCGUCCGAAGUGUCCUUCGCAGAGAUGCAGAUCAAGACUGGCGCGUUCAUGUUCUUCAUCACCCGACUCACCGAAAACACCAACUUGGCAGUAGUCAUGCCAAGCGACGAGGCUUCCUUCAACGCGGCAAGAGUUAACGUCCAACUCGCCAGGCGCGAAUUCGCGCAUCUCGAUAUCGUGGAAAGGAAGAGCAAAGAUCCUCAACAGACGAGCUACGCACGAGAACAACUCCAAUCGGGCAAUGACUGGCGAAAUGAUGACUACGAUAAUGCUUCUCAUGGCCGAUUGAACGAUGGUUGA